Asparagus officinalis (garden asparagus) is the source of this 1017-nucleotide messenger RNA. RefSeq lists its product as uncharacterized. The transcript has a single exon. The record is from RefSeq and is a predicted model, not a curated record. The coding region runs from base 1 to 1017 and encodes 338 amino acids. Lineage: Eukaryota; Viridiplantae; Streptophyta; Magnoliopsida; Asparagales; Asparagaceae.
AUGCCGACCCAGGACCAUCAGAAGCCAGAAUGGUGCAAGGAUCCUCUAAGGGUCAACCCCCACACUAAUCGACCUGACAGAAGGGAUCAGCCAAGAAACCCGACCCCAAAGGAGUCUUUGCCUAUCUUCGACAUUUCUCUCACUAACGCCUUAGCCGUGGCCCAGAAAGAGGGAUACCUCAAAGAUCCCACACCCAAGAUGGUAUCGGACCCCAGAAGAAGGGAUACGAGGCAAUUUUGUCGUUAUCACCAAGACCAUGGAUAUCUCACUAAUGAUUGUCGAAUCCUAAAGAGGGAUAUAGAAGAUCUGAUCACGAGAGGAUACUUGAAGAAUCUCGUGCCUCUGGGAGGGCGCAAGAACACUGCUCUAACCCAAAAGGAUAGAAGAUCCCGUUCUCGGUCACCUCAACCCCGGCCUCUAGUAAGUGAACAACCAGUGGAUACUACCUAUAAGGGAGUCAUCAAUGUAAUCAGUGGGGGCCCGACCAUUGGAGGGUCAUCCAAUAACGAGCGGAAGAAAUAUGCCAGAAGAAUGCUGCAAGUUGAUCACGAUCCUAAGAAGACAAUGAUAGGAGAGCUUGUGUCCUUUAGUGAUGAAGACCUACGGGGCGUCGAAACACCCCAUGAUGAUCCUCUCGUCAUCACCGCGACCAUUAACGGAUAUCAAGUAAAGCGGAUUAUGGUCAACACAGGAAGCUCGGUAGAUGUCCUAUACACUAGCGCCUUUGAUCAGAUAGGAAUCCACAGAUCCCACCUGCAGCCUUGCAGAGCACCUCUUAUAGGCUUCACUGGCCAUUCCCUUCUCCCUGAAGGAAUGAUAACUCUACCAAUGACACUAGGAGCUCCUCCUAAACAAGUCAUAGCUCAAAUUCAAUUCCUGGUGAUAGAUUUGAAGUCGGCCCAUAACAUCAUAUUGGGUCGAACCACUCUUCACUCCUUGCGGUUCAUCGCUUCGACCUACCACCAGAUUCUCAAAUUUCCAACUCCAAAUGGAGUUGGAGUCACCAGGAGCAGCUAG